AUGCCACGCUCAUCAGCUGCGGCUAGGAAGAACCAGAGCAACCGACAGGAAAAUGGCGUUGUUGGCCCCGGCAAGAAAGUGACCAAGCAGAAAUCCAACAGCCAUCUGAACGGCAACUCGGGCAACGGCUCAGCUACCGGUCCGGGCGCGUCCGUUCCCUGCGAUCUAUCUUCCAUCCGGUCUACGAGCGAUACAGCGCUGACUUCGCCGACGGCCGCCGCCAAGGGAGAUAGUGCAAAGGAUGGCAAUGUGCGUGGGAUGUUGAACGGGCACAGCAAAGGUGGAGAAUUGGCAUCUGCGCAGGACAGUGAUGCACCCCAGAAUGGUGGUAUCUCAGGUCAUGGCGCUCGCAAUGGAACCUCGAAACGAUCCGGAUCCAAUGCCUCCAUCAACCCGCUACAGCUCGCUUCAACAAUUCUCAAGUCGUGCCCCAUGUACGACACCAUCGCCAUUUUGAUUUUUCUGCUCCAACUGCCACCAAUGGUUUUGACUCUGGUUCAAUUUCUUUUCGCCUCUCUCACUUUCAUGCCCCCCAGUGGCGCCGCGGCCGGUUCUUUGUCGUCAAAUUUCGAUAUCUUUCAGGGUCCAGCUGGGACGCCCUCAUUGGGAACCAUGAUAGCAAUGGACGGAUUCUGCAUAUUGCUCUGGGGCCUCUUCAUGUGGACAUGGGCGCAAAAUUUUGCCAUCGACCUCGCCCACGUCCAAGUCGCUAUCACCUUGGGCGGCGGGGGUUCCGGGAAGAAUGGCGGGGUCAAUGCUCUUUGUGUCGGAAUUGUUCUACUUCUUCAUCUCGUCCGCAGCAAAGGCAUACAGGACUUUGUUCUGGGCUAUCUUGUGUCCGCUAAACUGCUCAGUCCCGAUAUUCUUUCCCAAUUUUCGCACCUGCUACCCGCCGAGUUCCGACGCUCCGAAGCCCAAUCGUCCCCAAGUUGGCUUCGUAGUCUUCUUGCAGUUCAUAUUCUGGCUCAGGCGGGAACUGCGAUGGCACGACGUUCAAUGGCGAAAAACCGGUCACCGACACCAUCGCGGACCGGCAAGAGGGGAGACACGGAGGCUUCUGCAGGCUCACAGGGACAACCCGAUUCGGCCCUGGAGUCUGCUGCCAGUGUGUCAUCCUCUUUAGUUGGCCCCGACGGUCAACUCAAAGAUGGAAAGGAUCGAUUUACCUCCGCCAAAAAACGCAGACGACAAGCGAAUCAAGUUCGAAGCCGGCAGCCGUUCUGGGCUGCUCUCGCAAGUACAAAGGUCACAGUUAUGCGAGAAUAUGAACAUUCACGGGCUGUCUCCAAGACAGCACGCAAUCUUACAAUGACAGAGGAAGAUCUCCAAGGUGUUUCUCUCGAUGACGGGUUAGUAUGGAUAACGGAUGUGGACAGUUCUUCAAUCAAGUUUGCCGCGGGUGAAUUCACGGAUGAUCCAGCGGUUUCGGGCUCCUAUGAAUCUGGGCGCUUAGAAGGAGAUGCGGAGCCAUUCUACGUCUGCGUCAACGGUGCGCUCUGGGCUACCGCCACGAUAUGCAGGGUCUCAGAUGCCAAGGGACCAAGUGUGGUGCAGUGGCGCGGCGAAAUCGCAGGUCUUGCGCCCAAUUGUGCUUAUACCUGCGCGUUUGUGCGCGUUGAUAAUGAUGAGGAAAUCUGUGUCAUGAGUGUCAAGACGCCUGCUACGGCCGACACAGAGCAAGGUAAGUCGGCGCCUCCGCGCUACUGUUUGUCCUUUCUCGGUCAUGGCUCAUAUGGAACAGUCAUCUCUACUAUAUCGACACCCCCACAGCCACUAUACCGUCCAUCAUCCCCCACUACAACGCUCAAAAACUCCAUAGUUAACGCGGAAUCCAAACUCAACGAAAAACGCAACCGCCUGAAGAAGACAAAGAACGACCACAAAACGGCCAUCUCGAAGAUCCGCAAGGAACUUGACAACUUCAACACUCGACUUCACAGUGGAACCGACGAGAAUCGACAAAAGCAGCGCUCGCUGCAAUUGGAACGAAACAUCAAGCAAACCGAGGAAGCAACCGCAGCACUGGAAUCCCAACUUGAUACAAUGGAGACUGUGCCGGAGGAAGAAAUGGAGGAGUGGAGGUCGCACAAAGCAGACUUUGAACGCGAGGCCGAACGCUUCAAUGCCAUCAAGGAAGAAGUUGCCGCAACUCGCACCGCUGCGGCACAAGAAGUGGCGGCACUGGAAGCUGAUUUGACCCAAGUGAUUCAGAAGCGAGAGCGUCUUCAGGGCCGUCGUACUCGGGUGAAUGAGCAGUAUGAGCGCAUCAUCUCGGCCAACGCCCAGGGAUUGAAUGAACGAGAGCGUCGGGCUGCGGAACAGUUUGCCAGAGAGCAAGACCAGUCAAAAAUGGAGAGCAAUUUCCACGAGCAGUUCGCGAGCAUCAGCCAAUCUGUCCAGGAUUUUCAACUCCGCACAAGUCAGUUAUGGCAACAGGCUUCCGCAAUUGAGCAGUCCAUUCAGGUACAGCAACAACAAAUGCUCCUCGAGUCGGGUCCUCUCACCCCCGAGGGCAAUUUGCCAGGUACCAAUCCACUACCUGAAACUAGUGGACCUCCAUUGAACGUAUCUGCGACCACUGCGCCCAACGUGCGGUCUCUUUUGGGUCUCAGCUUCCCCCCUGCCAGAUCUAGCCCGCUUCAGAUCUCGUCGUCACCAAUCCGCGAGGACUCGUCCAAUCCUGCUAGUCCGUCCCAAGACCUUCCCUUCCUUCCACAGUUCCCGGCAUCCCCUGCCGGAAACAUGGGAUCGUACUUUGCGCCAGACAUCAACCACCGAGACCGUUCAUUUUCCAAUCGCUCCACUCGCAGUAGUCAGUUUGGCUCCGACUUUUUGGAUACGAAUCGCAUGCCGCCUCUCCAGCUUGAGUUGUCCGAGCUACUCGGCGAAGCAAAGUCGCGACCCAGCCCUGAUUCAUUUCUCCAUGGAAUCAAUCGUCCUGUUCUAAGUCCUUUCCAACGAGCAGCAAGUCGAGGUAGCGGGACUGGCAGUGGCAGCGGUGGCAGCGGCAGUGGGAGCGGCAGUCCACACUCAUCUCGAGACUAG
Molecule: messenger RNA, 3045 nt
Organism: Penicillium salamii
Lineage: Eukaryota; Fungi; Ascomycota; Eurotiomycetes; Eurotiales; Aspergillaceae
Source: the annotation of a GenBank genome assembly